Molecule: messenger RNA, 519 nt
Organism: Eublepharis macularius
Lineage: Eukaryota; Metazoa; Chordata; Lepidosauria; Squamata; Eublepharidae
Gene: STMN3
Product: stathmin 3
Exons: 4
Coding region: 10-519 (169 amino acids)
Biological process (GO): microtubule depolymerization; regulation of microtubule polymerization or depolymerization; neuron projection development
Cellular component (GO): cytoplasm; neuron projection
Molecular function (GO): tubulin binding
Source: RefSeq, a predicted model, not a curated record
AAAGAAAAAAUGAAGGAGCUGUCCCUGCUUUCAUUGAUUUGUUCCUGUUUCCACACCCAGCCACAUCCAAACACCAUCUACCAGUAUGGAGAUAUGGAGGUCAAGCAGCUGGACAAGAGGGCUUCCGGCCAGAGCUUUGAAGUGAUUCUGAAGUCCCCUUCUGACUUGUCUCCAGAGAGUCCAGUCCUUUCCUCUCCCCCCAAGAAGAGGGACCUGUCCCUGGAAGAUCUGCAGAGGCGGCUGGAAGCUGCAGAGGAGAGGAGGAAGACCCAGGAGGCUCAAGUCCUGAAGCAGCUGGCCGAAAAGCGAGAGCACGAGAGGGAGGUCCUCCACAAGGCCUUGGAGGAGAACAACAACUUCAGCCGGCUGGCUGAGGAGAAACUGAAUUACAAGAUGGAGCUGAGCAAGGAGAUCCGCGAGGCCCAUCUAGCUGCCUUGAGGGAGCGACUCCGCGAGAAGGAACUGCAUGCAGCCGAGGUGCGCAGAAACAAGGAGCAGCGGGAAGAGAUUUCUGGAUAA